GAGAGAGAGGGAGGGAAGGAAUAAAUUGAGGAUGAGUCAGUCCUCACGCUGGCCUGAGCGGGGAGUUGCGAGCCCAACCCAGCGGCCCGCAGCGCCUGGGCACACGCUGAACAGGUGGUCUUUACGCGGCGGUUGAAGUCGCGGCUGUUGUCGGAUGAUGAGGAUUUCUGCGCGCUGCAAUCUUCGGGGACAUAAUGUAUCCGCAGCCGACGGAUUCUGAGAGCAGAGAGCUGUCUACAAAGUAACAGCGCUUUUCCUGGAAUCGUUGGCAAUCCUGGACGAAUAUGAAAGUGACAGUGUGUUUCGGAAGGACCCGGGUGGUCGUUCCGUGCGGCGACGGGAAUAUAAAAGUCCACAGUCUUAUCCAGCAAGCGGCGAUGCGAUAUAGAAAAGCCAUCGCGAAGGACCCAGGAUACUGGAUCCAGGUGCACCGGCUGGAGCACGGUGACGGGGGCAUCCUGGACUUGGACGACGUGCUGUGCGACGUAGCGGACGACAGAGACAGGCUGGUGGCGGUGUACGAUGAGCAGGACCCACACCACGGAGGUGAUGGCACCAGCGCCAGCUCCACGGGUAGCCAGAGCCCGGAUGUGUUCAGCAGGGUGAGCUCCGGCAGCCCGUCUGCCUUCCACCCCUACCAGAAUAGCAGCGAGAUCGAGGUCACGCCCACCGCCCUCCGUGCCAACAUGCCCCUUCACGUGAGACGUAGCAGCGACCCAGCUCUUGCGGCUCUGACGGAAGGUCCUCUCCAGGUGGACGAGCCGUCUCGGAAGAACCCCACCCGCUGGUCCACCACCGCGGGCUUCCUCAAACCCAACGGCACCAGUGGAACCAACAGUCUGGAGAGGAAGGGUAAGGGGCUACCCUCACACCACAGUCUGCCCCGUGAUACUGCGGCGUGGGCCAGUCAGUUCCAGAGAGAGAGUGGCAGCUCCUCCCUCAGUGCCAACCACCCCAUGGUGGACCGCUGGUUCGAGCGCCAAGAACAGGAUGAAGGCGGUGAUGUGAGGAGGAGAGAGGAAGGCCGGAACGGACGGAUCGAGCCAGUGGGCCGGGCCGACUCCAGUGGGGAAUCUGUCUCCCUAGAGGACAUUCUGAAGCCCGUGGAGGUGGCCAACGUCGGCGGGCCGCUCGGGAUCCACGUGGUGCCGUUCAGCUCCAGAGACCGAAGGACGCUGGGCCUGCUCGUGAAGCGGCUAGAGCGGGGAGGCAAGUCGGAGCGCGAGGCUCUCUUCCAGGAGAACGACUGCAUCGUCCGCAUUAAUAACGAUGACCUGCGCAACCUCCGAUUCGAACAAGCACAGAACUUGUUCAGACAAGCCAUGCGUUCUCCGCUCAUCCUGUUCCAUGUGGUGCCAGCAGCGAAUAAAGCACAGUAUGAACAGUUCUCUCAGACCAAGAGGCACCUGCAGUCCGCUCCAGGUCAGCCUCCUGCCCCCGCUCCAGGUCCCGCUCCAGGUCCCGCUCCGGCUCCUGGUCCGCCUCCGGCUCCCAGCCGGCUCACCCCCGACCCCAAACCCGGGGACCGCAGCAGCCUGGCAGUCGGGGGCAUCGACUACAACCCUCAGAGAAUGUCCAAAAGCGGCCUCCACCCGAAUCUCAACCAGCGGCCGCUCUCCGCCCGCCCAGAGCAGGGUGAAGCCUCUCCCGCCGGACCGGCCUCCGUCAGCCCUCCAGGCUCUGCCCCGCCCUCCACCUCCAUGGGCUUCGGCAAAAAGGUCGGCCGCAAGUUCAACGUCCAGCUGAGGAAAGGUGCGGAGGGGCUGGGCUUCAGUAUUACAUCGCGCGACGUCCCCGUCGGCGGCUCCGCCCCCAUCUACGUAAAGAACAUCCUCCCCCGUGGAGCGGCUAUCCAAGACGGCCGUCUGAAAGCCGGAGACCGGCUGCUGGAGGUAAACGGGGUGGAUCUCAGCGGGACGUCUCAGGAGGAGGUGGUGGCUCUGCUCCGCUCAACUCCAAUGGGUGGUGCUGUCGGUCUGCUCGUUGUCAGACAAGAAGAUACCUUCCUGCCUCGGGAAGUGAAAAUAGAGGACGAUGAUUUGGUGCUGACUCCCGAUGGAACAAGGGAGUUUGUGACCUUUGAGAUUCCUCUCAAUGACUCGGGUUCCGCAGGGUUAGGGGUCAGCGUCAAGGGCAACCGCUCCAAAGAGAAUCACGCGGACCUGGGAAUCUUUGUCAAGUCCAUCAUCAACGGGGGAGCUGCUUGCAAGGAUGGCCGCUUAAGAGUGAACGACCAGUUGAUAGCUGUGAAUGGAGAGUCACUGCUGGAGAAGACCAACCAGGAUGCCAUGGAAACGCUACGCAAGUCCAUGUCCGUGGAGAGCAACAAGAGAGGCAUGAUCCAGCUCAUAGUGGCCCGCAGGCUGAGCAGGAGGGCUGAGGAGCCUUCAGGAAGCCCCUCCAGGACAGAGGCAGCCCUGGGACAAGUCCACCCAGAGCAGGAGCGUCGCAUCUCCCAUUCCCUCUACCCCGCGGAUGACCCCACCAGCCCCCGGCCCACCAUCCUGGGCAGGAUGAUGGGUAACUACCAGCUGUCCCCCACCGUCAACAUGCCUCAGGAUGACACCGUCAUUAUUGAAGAUGAUGGGCCACCUAUCCUCCCUGCCCGGCUGUCUGACCGAUCGUCUUCGAGCUCCCACGAUGACAUCGGCUUUGUGGCGGAGGUGCCUAUCUCCUGGUCUACAGAUUUGCAGAACCAAGAUGAGUGCUCUGUGAGUCCAGACGCAGACACUGAUGGGGCGUUUCAGAGAGAGGGCUUCGGCAGACAGAGCAUGUCGGAGAAACGGACCAAACAAUACGGGGACGCCACUCAGCUCGACAUCAUCAAGACGCGCAAAUCCAAGAGCAUGGACUUAGUAGCCGACGAGUUUAACCUCACCCCCCGCCCAAACAGAACGGAAGGCAACACCACGCAAGACGUAGGGCCCAGUCUGGGCCUCACGAAGUCCAGCUCCCUGGAGAGCCUCCAGACGGCCGUCGCCGAGGUGACGCUCAACGGAGACGUCCCCUUCCACAGGCCCCGCCCCAGAAUCAUCCGCGGCCGGGGCUGCAACGAAAGCUUCCGCGCCGCCAUCGACAAGUCGUACGAGCGGCCCGGCGCCAGCCUUCCGGGGGAGGAGGAGGAGGAGGAGGAGGAGGAUGAGGAUGAGGGCAUGGAGACGUUGGAGGAGGACACAGAGGAAAGUUCGCGAUCUGGCCGCGACUCCGUCUCAACGGCCAACGACGUGCCCCUGGCGGCCGGCGGCGCGCCCCUCCCAGACAGCCUGGUGAACGGCGGCCGGCUCAAAGACAACAGGAAGAAGCAGAAAGGAGAGAAGGAGAAGAAGGAGAAGAACAAGUCCAAGAAAGGUGUCCUGAAGGGCCUGGGAGACAUGUUCAGGUUUGGCAAGCACCGGAAAGAUGAGCGAUGGGGAGACAAGACGGAGCGCAAAGCCAAGACCAAGGUGGAGGAGACGCAGGCCACAGAGGAAGACAUGCGGAUAAUGCGGUUGGAGAGGGAGAGGAUCCAGGCCAAGACCAGGGAGCUUCGUGAGCGGCAGGCCAGGGAGCGGGACUACGCCGAGAUCCAGGACAUCAACCGCACGUUCAGCUCAGACGAGGAGCACACCUACGCGGGCAUCGGCUCGCUGGACUCCUCCAUGGACAGCAGCCAGAGCCUGAACCAGCCCGGCAGCCCCACGGACCAGCCCCUGGAGACCCUCUACGCCCAAGUCAGCAAGCCCCACAACGGGCGCCCUCCCUCAGAAGACAGCAACAGACUGGCGCCUAGCAACCACGACCGGAUACAGCGGCUGAGGCAGGAGUUCCAGCAGGCCAAGCAGGACGAUGAGCCCGACGAGCGUCGCCGCACCUACAGUUUCCAGCAGCCAUGGGCCAGCACUGGGUCCUACAGUCAGACAGGACGACAUUCUGUUUCAGUAGAAGUCCAGAUGCAGCGGCAGAGGCAAGAUGACAGAGAUUCUUUCACACAAGCACAGAGACAGUACAACUCCUUACCCCGGCAACCACGUAAAAACCCCAGCACGGUGUCCCAGGACUCGUGGGAUAAGGUCUACCCCCCUGGUGAGGUGUUCCUGUCAGCUAAGGAUAACCCGCGCUACUCCAGCUACCAGGGUCGGCCCGGCGCUAACGGCUACCUGAGCGCCGCGCCGUCCGGGCUGAACCCCCGCGUGCUCCUCGAGACCCAAGAGUUGCUGCGCCAGGAGCAGAGGCGCAAGGAGCAGGAAGCGCAGGCCAAGCUGGGGCCCGCCCCCGCCUCCGCCUCCGCCCCUGACUCCCCAGCCCCGCCCCUGACUCCAACCUCCACGCCCUCCUACCGGCAGGACGUCCCACCGUCUCCCUCUCAGCUCGCACGCCUCAACCGGCUGCAGAGCCCCGAGAAGGGACGGCCCUUUUACUCCUGAGGGGCGGAGCGGGGGGGGGGGGUGGAGUCUCACAGCAGCAGUGAACAAAGAUAGCCAAGAGAGGCGUAGCUAGCAGGGUUUUUUUUAGACACCCGCUUCAUAUCAUAUACAGUGUAUCGGUACUUUUAUUGUCCAUCUGUGUGUCUGUGUGUGUGUGUGUGUGUGUGUGUGUCAGCUUCACAAACACCCUUUCCUGCUAGUCUUGACAAUCACGGGACAGCUAACUCAAGGUUUUCCUGCAUUGACAUUCCUGCAGUGCUGUGACCUACAUAUAUUUCAUAUCAAGCAUCAAAUCGGAAUUUUGAGUGAAGUGUUCAGGAAAGGAUUGUGUGUGUGUGUGUGUGUGUGUGUGUGCGUGUGUUUUUGAAUUUGAGUACUGGAAAGGAGAGGUAAGUUUCUGUGUGUGUGUGUGUGUGUGUGUGUGUGUGUGUGUGUGUGUGUGUGUGUGUGUGAGCGCACGCGCUCUGUGUGUGUGAGAGAGAGAAGGUGUGAACCAGAGACCAUAGGCUUAUGCUGUGUGGCUAAGCUAGGUAGGAUGGAUCUGAUGGGGUCAUGACCUUAUCACCCUGUAUCCUGCCUAGAAAAUAGCAGUCACCUCAUUCAGCCUGUGUGUGUGUGUGUGUGUGUGUGUGUGUGUGUGGGUGUGUGUGUGUGUGUGUGUGUGUGUGUGUGUGCUUGUUUAGGUCAGGCUUUGGUUAUGUACUAUAAGUCUGAGACUUGGUCAGUUCCAUGAGUGUUAUCAGCGUUUAUAGAGAUCUGCUAGCACUCUCUGCAGGGCUCGCGCGCUACCUGACCCACGACAGGGCAGACCCGCCUGCCUCCUGCUUUCAGCUGCUCACCACACUGCCACCGAGACAUCAUCACUUAACAUCAUCAUCAUUCAAUACUGAUUCUAGAGUUGUCAUCAAAUGGUGCUUUUUCUGUGCUUGUCUCUAUCUAAGGGAAAUGUGCGUGUGUGCGUGCCUGUGUGUGUGUGUCUGGCUGUCACCGGUGCCUGUAUCGUGACAUUCCCACGUCUAUAAGCCGUACACGUGGGUACGGCAGGGCGUAACGAGCAUGUGGAGCGGCAGGCUCGAUCCAGGCCCACCUCUCACACUCUCAGCCUCCUCGCCUGAGCGCCAGCACAGGACCCUCUGCUCCCAUUCCCUUGUUCUCCCUCUCCUGUGCAUGGAACAAAACGGAGUACAUCAUAUUUAAGGUGAUGAGGGAUAUUUCUUCCUAGGGUCGGGAGCGUCGGUGCAUUCCAGAGACUGCGUUUGAUCCUGCGUUACUACGUGUGUCUUGAGUUACCGACUCUUUAAAUCAUAAAAAAUGAACUUUGCAGAACAUCAAGGGGUUUUUUUUGUUUGUUUUAUUUUGAAAUUAGCUGCUUUCAUAUUUCAUUUUUGUUUUUUAUGCAUUGAUGCUUUUUUUGGAAACGUUGAAGAUGGUAAAAGUGCCUGUUAGAAGGGAUGUGUGUACUAAACUCAUCAUGUCACAUAUUUUACUUUACAUUAUCUACUUUUUUGUUGUUGUACUGACACUUACCUUCCCAUCACAAAAAAUGUCUCAGUCUGUAAGAAAAGGUGUGAUAUGCCCAAGGUUUUGUAUUUUUAUGACUUUUACAUUAUCUAUAUUCUCCAGAGGUAAAAUGGUGUCCCAGAUAACUCCUGUAAGCAGUGCAAUUGGUUUUUUUGCUUAGUCUUUAUACAUACUGUAUGAAAGUGUACACAGCUUUCUCUGUACAUAUCAAAACUAGAAUAAAUAAACAGAAGGCUGUUCCUUCUUCUUGUUUACAGUAA
Electrophorus electricus (electric eel) is the source of this 6184-nucleotide messenger RNA. It is a transcript of the gene pard3aa, whose product is annotated as par-3 family cell polarity regulator alpha, a. NCBI's taxonomy places the organism in Eukaryota, Metazoa, Chordata, Actinopteri, Gymnotiformes, Gymnotidae. Gene Ontology annotation, cellular component: apical plasma membrane; adherens junction; apical junction complex. Gene Ontology annotation, biological process: intracellular protein localization; establishment of cell polarity; microtubule cytoskeleton organization. Gene Ontology annotation, molecular function: phosphatidylinositol binding; protein binding. The record is from RefSeq and is a predicted model, not a curated record.